Rhagoletis zephyria (snowberry fruit fly) is the source of this 514-nucleotide messenger RNA. RefSeq names its product PR domain zinc finger protein 13-like. The record is from RefSeq and is a predicted model, not a curated record. Gene Ontology annotation, cellular component: nucleus. NCBI's taxonomy places the organism in Eukaryota, Metazoa, Arthropoda, Insecta, Diptera, Tephritidae. Gene Ontology annotation, biological process: regulation of gene expression.
CGCAGCCGUUACCACAGCUUCCUUCAGUAACCCGAACGCUCACAGCAGCACCGCAGUAACACCAAGUGCCGCCCUCUCUUUUUUACCGCCAAUUUCAUCGGUGAGUAGCGUUUUGCCACACAUGCACCACCUACUGCAACCUGCCACUGGCAUUGGCGCUACAAAUCCACUCAACGCUGCCGCCCAGAUCGAAGCGAUCGUCAGCAAUAUGGGCGCUUCCAAGCAGGGUCACCUCUGCAUCUACUGUGGCAAGGUUUAUUCACGGAAAUAUGGACUUAAAAUUCACAUACGCACUCACACAGGCUUUAAGCCACUCAAAUGUAAAUUUUGUCUACGUCCAUUCGGUGAUCCUAGCAAUCUGAAUAAACAUGUGCGUCUGCAUAUGCAAUCGAAUGUUAGCAAUGUGCCGAUGGAGGGCUACAAGUGUACGCUGUGUAAUAAGACAUUGGCGCGAAGGCGAGAUCUCCAGCGUCACAUAGAAUCGCGGCAUUCGGCUGAUGCGGCAGGCAGUUGA